Molecule: messenger RNA, 1733 nt
Organism: Ixodes scapularis (black-legged tick)
Lineage: Eukaryota; Metazoa; Arthropoda; Arachnida; Ixodida; Ixodidae
Product: monocarboxylate transporter 13
Exons: 5
Coding region: 231-1703 (490 amino acids)
Biological process (GO): transmembrane transport
Molecular function (GO): monocarboxylic acid transmembrane transporter activity
Source: RefSeq, a predicted model, not a curated record
AAGGAUAAGGCACGUUACAGGCGCAGCACAGAGGCGUACCGAGGCCACGGACAAUGCGCCAAGCUCCUACAAUGGCUGCGCCACUGAAAUUGCGGAUCCUGGACACGCCUGUUCAGUAUCGCUUUGUUGGGCCAGCUAAGCAGCGUGGGUAAUCGUAUCCAAGGCUUCCGAGACACUAAUUUUAGUGCUCUACUAAAAGGACGUUCUACGUGCGGUCAUUUGCAUGAAGCAUGGAGACCUCGCAGAGACAUGGCACCGAAGAAUUAAACUGUUCCGCCAAGAAGCAUCGACUGCGACGGCGGCAGUCACCGGCCGGUGGGGUGGACACUUGCUGGCAUAUUGCUGCCGUCGCCUUUCUUGCCCAGAUGCUACUUGCGAUAUCCGACCGCAAUUCCGGGUUCCUGUACGUCGGUUACAUGGACAUGUUCUCCAUCGAGAGGAAGCAGGCCAUCUGGCCGCAAACCAUUGCAUUUAUGGUGGGCUGCCCCGCAGGAUUGGCGGUUGCGCUGUUCCAUCGACGAUUUUCCCUGUGGACGAUCGGAUUGACAGCUAGUACUCUAGCUUGGGUCGGGCCAGUGGCUGCCAGUUUUGCUCCAAACAUUGCCUGGGUUACUGGAACUAUGGGAUUUCUUCAUGGUCUUGGAGCUGGAAUGUUCUUUGUCACAAUGUCAAUGGCUCUUCUGAUGUACUUUGAUCGCUACCGAGGGGUGGCCAAUGGCAUCAAGAGCAUGGGAGGAACGUCGUCUUCUUUAUUCUUUCCCAAGCUUCUGGUCUUCCUUAAGGAGAGCUAUGGAUUCCGGGGUACUCUUCUCUUGUUCGGGGGCAUUGCGAUGCAUCUGGUCGUAUUUGCACUUUUACUGAAGGAACCACCAUGGAUCAAAAAGCGGCCUCACCUGACGAAGGAAGCAAAGACACCUGAUAAGCAAGAAAGCAUUGGCGACUCGCAGCACGAAACUACAAGUGGCGUAUCGACUGGCAUCGAGCCUACCCAGACUAAGUCUUCAACGUUACAGCUUUUUCUAUCUAGAGCAUUUUACGUCAUUAUCUUUUCCGGACUUGUCGUCUACUACAACCAGAACAUUUUCUUCUCAACCAUCAUUGACUUCCACCUCGAUAAGGGAUUUUCAAUGUCCGACGCUGCCUUGACAAUGACUUACUUCGCCGUGGCCGAGAUCAUCGGGCGUCUCGGUCUUUGCUUUCUGGCAGACCAAGGUUACAUUCGCCGCACCUCUCUUCUGAUUGCGAGUUUCUUUUUUAUGGGAGUUUCUAUGUUCGCUGUCGCUCAGGUUCAAUCCCUCUUGCUCAUGCAAGUCUGCUGUCUUCUCCUUGCGGCUUUCUACGGAACUGCGUUCACGACUCAGAUGGUCGUCAUCGCUGACUAUUUGGGCGUGGAUCAACUCUCCUUGACCUACGGAUUAACAGGACUUAUUGCCGUUCCUCUCUUUCUCGGCAAUCCAUUUAUUCUCGGUGCCUUCAGAGAUGAGAUGGGUUCAUACGACAACAUGUACAGAAUACUCUCUGGAUUUUAUGUCUUGAACGCUUUGUUGUGGCUCUGGCUGGUGUGGUCAGGAUUGAGACGUAAUCGGACAACGUACAGCGUUUGUAAUACUGACGAAGUUGUUCCUGUGCCCGAGCAUAGAACUACAGUGACCAAAGACGAUGUAACCCUAAAAGAAGUUUCAGUGCCACAAACAGUAAAUUAAGGCUUUAAUAAAAAUAUCAUGGACUCCAAA